AUGCAAUUUGUACGACAUCACGAUCGAUCCCCUGGGAACGCUGUCGCCCUGGGACAGCCUUUGGGGGCGCCAUCGCCACUGUCUGGUCCCCUUUCGGUGCCAGUGCCCCAGGGGGUGUCCCUAGGGGCGCCACCGCCCCUGGAAAGGCCUCUGGAGGCACCAACGCCCCUGGGAGAGCUCCUACGGUCACUGAGACCCCAGGGAGGGCCGCUGGAGGCUUUGCCGCCACUGGAAGGGUCCCUGAGGGAGAAGGUGCCCUUGGAAGGGCCCCUGGAGGAGCAUAUUUUCCUGGAAAGGCCCCUGUGGGCGCCACCGCCCCUGGAAAGUCCUCUGGAGGCACCAACGCUUCUGAGAGAGCUCCUAGGGUCGCUGAGGCCCCAGGGAGGGCCCCUGGAGGCUUUGCCGCCACUGGCACGGUCACUGAGGGAGGAGCUGCUAUUGGGAGGGGCCCCUGGGGGAGCAUCUUCCCCUGGGAUGGCACCUGGGAGGGCCCCUUGGGGCGCCACCUCUCCUGGGAAAACGCCUGGCUGUGCCAUGGCCUCUAGGAGUUCCCCCACAUUCCCUAGAAUGACCCCUGGAGACACCGCCAGUGGAAGGUCCCCUGGCGGCGCCACCGACCCUGGUAGAGCCUCUGGUGGCACUGCUGACCUUAAGGAGGACCCCUAG
Messenger RNA from Homarus americanus (American lobster), 666 nucleotides. Its product is annotated as skin secretory protein xP2-like. Lineage: Eukaryota; Metazoa; Arthropoda; Malacostraca; Decapoda; Nephropidae. The record is from RefSeq and is a predicted model, not a curated record. The coding region runs from base 1 to 666 and encodes 221 amino acids. The transcript has a single exon.